Molecule: messenger RNA, 444 nt
Organism: Rotaria sp. Silwood2
Lineage: Eukaryota; Metazoa; Rotifera; Eurotatoria; Philodinida; Philodinidae
Source: the annotation of a GenBank genome assembly
AUGCUUAAAAUAUCUGUUGAAGAACUUUGGCGUCUAGAACUUGAACAAUUACGUAAUCAUGAAUUAAUAUCAUCACAUCCAUCGAACAUUAGGUUUGAUUUACAAGUUCCAUCCACUUAUACUUGUCGAGCAGUGUUACCGAUGACUAGUGAAACACAAUGUUCGAAAAAUGAUAUUUAUUCUAGUGUUAAUUCACCAAUUAUUCUUCAUUCAAGUCCGACAACUAGUACUCAUGAAAUAAUAUCGAACAAAAUGGGAAUAAAAGAUAAAAUGUUUCAAUCAAAUAUUCAAUCAAUGUUUUUUCAGAAAUCGAAACCCAUAGACACACAUCUUUCAAUAAGUAAAAAACAAAAACGACAUGGAUUGGAAGAUAAUUCUAUGAAAUUUUGGACAAAAAAAGCAUUACUACAUCUAAGAUUUCGAUGUUCACAACACUUGCAUUGA